Elgaria multicarinata webbii is the source of this 2579-nucleotide messenger RNA. It is a transcript of the gene LEPROT, whose product is annotated as leptin receptor overlapping transcript. Gene Ontology annotation, cellular component: endosome. Gene Ontology annotation, biological process: late endosome to vacuole transport via multivesicular body sorting pathway; negative regulation of growth hormone receptor signaling pathway. NCBI's taxonomy places the organism in Eukaryota, Metazoa, Chordata, Lepidosauria, Squamata, Anguidae. The record is from RefSeq and is a predicted model, not a curated record. The coding region runs from base 88 to 483 and encodes 131 amino acids. The transcript has 4 exons.
AAGAAGCUAACCUGCUCUCCGCCUCCUCUGAUUCAGAGUCCGGAAAGCGUCCCAAGAAGCGAAGGUCCCCCCUUAAAAGAAGGGGACAUGGCAGGGAUUAAAGCCUUGGUUGGCUUAUCAUUCACUGGCGUUAUUGGUCUGACGUUUCUUAUGUUGGGGUGUGCCCUAGAACAUUAUGGUGUCUAUUGGCCCUUAUUUGUCUUGAUUUUUUACUGCAUAAGUCCUAUUCCUCACUUCAUUGCAAAAAGAGUAAGUGAUGAUACAGAUGCUGCAAGUAGUGCCUGCAUGGAACUGGCAUAUUUCUUCACAACUGGAGUUGUGGUUUCUGCCUUUGGAUUUCCGAUCAUUCUUGCACGAGUUGAAGUGAUCAAGUGGGGAGCUUGUGCCCUUGUGCUGGCUGGCAAUGCAGUAAUUUUUCUUACUAUAUUAGGCUUUUUUGUUCUAUUUGGCAGAGGAGAUGAUUUUACCUGGGAACAGUGGUAGACUUCACUAUGAUGUGGAUCUGCACUACAUAACUGACAUGGACCUUUGCUAUGAUCUGGAUCUUGGAAUGCAUUGUUCUUGUGUAUAUACUAUGUAUAUAUGUGCAUAUGUUGACCUAUAUUAAGUGCAUCAUAUAUAGCCUUACAUUAUUGGAUACUAGUGUAGUUUUUAUACUUGAGUCAGUGUCAGCCUAACAUGGAAAAUUUAUUACAUACUAAUACAUCUAUUUAAUGGGGCAAAUCUACCGGCUGCAGCAUGUGAUGGUCUUUGAACAUCAGCCUAAAUUUUGCAAGGUAGGACUAUUUUGCAAGCUGGGGCAGAAUUUUAGUAAUGUGGUGUUUCUUUCCAGCAUUUGAAUUUGUAAAAUUUGCUAUCUUUUUCUACUGCUGUAAAGCAAAAUGUAUUGAGGAGAUAUGAAAUGCAAAAAAGUUAUUUAGAGAGCAAUCCGGUGGCCCCUAGAUAGUGUCUGAUGGUCCAUAGGAUUGUCCGUUUUCCUGGCUCUGAGGUCAGAAACAGCUCUGACCUGAGAACCAAGAAACCACGCUCCCGAUCCCCGUCCUUGCCCCUCAUAACCUGCAUGGAGAGAACCAUGCCAGCUACCUCUCUGUGGUUAGAAGUGGAGAUGGGGAAAACAGGGUGUUCCUGGGGGGGAGGGGAGGGGAGGAGAACAGGACAGCUGUGGUAUGCUAUUUCCUAUGGUCCCACCAGCAUCCUUCCCUCCCCCUCUGAGGUGCUGCUGCUAGAAGGGUGAAAUCGCAUGUCUAGAAGAAAAGCAAGGUGGAUGGAGUGUGGAUAGCCUCCGGUUUUGGAGGCUGCUAGCUAUCUACAUGUGCCCUUAAAGACAUACCAAGUUUAAUUUUGCCAAAGUACUGAUGUAACUGUUCUGUAGAAAGCUUCCCUUCAUGGGAAUAGCAUGAAACCAUUUUAAAGAUCUUGUUUGUAGACUAUUCAGAAUGUUAGAAUCAUAAAUCACUCAGGGUUUCUAUUGGUUCAAAAUACAAAAAGGGUUAGUGGUGGCAUGCCUAGAUUUAGGGAUGGAGGAAUCCUCUAGUUGUUAUUCUUGAACAUGAGUGAGAAAGCGGGACAUAAUCCUGCAAAUGCCUUUCAUACAAUGGGUUGAAUCAAGAGUCUGCCUCCUAGAGGCAGAAGGGCUCUUUCUAUCCACAGGAGACUGCUGAACCAGCAGAGGAAUCUCACUUGUGGAAAGGAGAAAAUAACAGUCUUUGUUGAUUUCUCCCCUUUCCCUGCAGUGCCCUAUGCCCUAGGAAGUGCGUUCCAGAGGUUUGGAGACUACUCCAGAACAGUGGGGGGAGGUAGCACUUGGGGGCUACAAAGGGAAGGGGGAAUCGGCGAAGUGCCUUCCCCCAAAUUUUCCACCCGAGGGAGAAUUUUGAGCAUAACUUCACAGAAUGGAAUGCUUCCACAAGCAAAAAAGAAGCUGGAUCAAUCCCAUCAAUCAUUUCAUUCUGUUUUACUUUGAGAAUUCUUUUUUAAUCCUUAAAAUGGUUCUAGUUAGGAUAAAAGUAUAGAUAGAAAAAAUAAUAAAGCUGCAGUCCUAUGCACACUUAACUCGGGGUAAACUCCAUUGAAAACUGUAGAACUUAUUUCUAAGUAAACUUAUAUUCUAAAGUUGCCUUGUAAAUACUAUUGCACUGACAAGAGAAGAGUAGAAACAUAGUUUUGAUGUCUAUUGUGGUGAAAACCUAUGUUUUCCUCCAACCCCCCUCCAAAUAAUACAUUGUUGGGGCCUUUGAAACUGAUAUAUGAUACUGGAUUCACAAUAAUGUAACUCAUGUUAACUUUCUGGCAAAUAACAAGCCUCUAGUUUUUCUCUUAAAAAUGGGAAUGCAAAUGACAAUGUAAAGUUUUUCAGUUUUGAAUUACUGUUGCUUGCCUAUUUGCAGGUUGUAUGAAAUAGGCUUGCUACCAGGGUUAUAAAGAUUUCCCAAAACUUGAUACUGAACAGCUGCCAUUUCAGUGAUUUUCAUUAUAUGGUAGUAAAUUUACUUCAGAGUGCCUUUGCCCCAAGAUUGCUGUGGUCUAGUGAAGGCAUCUACAUAAAAACAAUGCUACAUGUAUUUUAUGCAAUCGGAUUU